Molecule: messenger RNA, 1563 nt
Organism: Nelumbo nucifera (sacred lotus)
Lineage: Eukaryota; Viridiplantae; Streptophyta; Magnoliopsida; Proteales; Nelumbonaceae
Gene: IM
Product: Alternative oxidase family protein
Biological process (GO): alternative respiration; carotenoid biosynthetic process
Cellular component (GO): thylakoid; mitochondrion
Molecular function (GO): alternative oxidase activity
Source: RefSeq, a predicted model, not a curated record
GCCCAACCAAACCAAGGCUGCCAGGUUCCGUCCUGUGGGCAACUGGGCAUAAACAGAAAACAGUAAGCUCUGAUUCUCCGGAGAAGCCAUCGAAUCGAAGUCAAAAUCUGAAAAUCAUCGCUAAUAAGAAAUUUGAAGUUCGAUUUUUCUCUUCAGAAAACUUUUGAGACAGAGAGUCAUGGCGGCAGCUCUCUCUUCCGUAUUCGUCGCCACCCCGGUUUCAUCUUCUUCGUCCAUCAACGCGACAAAACAUGGAAUCUCUGUUUCUUUUAAGUCAAACAGCCCUUUCGUCUACAAUCCCCUGUCUUCUAGUUGUUGCUCUUCUUCUUCUUCUUCGCAUCGAUUUCUUUCAAGAAAGUUUUGUAGAGUCAAAGCAACAACUUUGCAAGAUAAUGAGGAGAAGGUGGUCGUGGAGCCAUUCCAAGUGAAGGGCAUUCCUGACAACGAGGGGAAAGGAAGCGAUGCCGAUGGAUCAGAUAGUAUGUCAUCCAGUGUGUUGGAGAGAUGGGUCAUUAAGAUUGAACAGUCUGUGAAUAUCUUUCUCACGGAAUCGGUUAUAAAGAUACUUGAUACCUUGUACCAUGACCGCAACUAUGCAAGGUUUUAUGUGCUGGAAACCAUUGCAAGAGUUCCUUAUUUUGCAUUUAUGUCUGUUCUACACAUGUAUGAGAGUUUUGGUUGGUGGAGAAGAGCAGAUUAUUUGAAAGUGCAUUUUGCUGAAAGCUGGAAUGAGAUGCACCAUUUGCUUAUUAUGGAGGAAUUGGGUGGAAAUUCAUGGUGGUUGGACCGCUUGCUUGCACAACAUAUUGCAGUGUUUUAUUACUUCAUGACCGUUUUUAUGUAUCUCUUAAGUCCAAGAAUGGCAUACCAUUUUUCUGAAUGUGUGGAGAUGCAUGCAUAUGCUACUUAUGACAAGUUUAUCAAGCUCCGGGAAGAUGACUUGAAAAAACUGCCUGCCCCUGAAGUUGCUGUGAAAUAUUACAUGGGAAAUGAUUUAUACUUGUUUGAUGAAUUUCAAACUUCAAGGGCUCCCAAUUCUCGUAGGCCAAAGAUAGAGAACUUGUACGAUGUGUUUGUGAACAUAAGAGAUGACGAAGCAGAACAUUGCAAGACAAUGAGGGCUUGUCAGACUCGUGGCAACCUUCGUUCACCACACUCAUGUCCUGAAGAUGCCAAUGAAGAUGAUUUGGUUUGCAUCCUUCCUCAGGCAGAUUGUGAAGGUAUUGUAGAUUGUAUUAGAAAAUCUGUGACAUCUUCCGAAGAGAGUAAAAAAAAUUAAUGGAGAAGGGAAUGAAAUAAAUAAGAAUUGUAUAAAGAAAAAUAAAAAAUUGUUGAAUGAAUACGAGUUCUGGCAAUUGAGUCAAGGUCUCUUCUCAGUUUAUGCUGAAGUAGUACUUCCUCUCCUGAAUACAGUCGGAGGAAAGUUUUGAUAGAAUGAUCAAGUAUACAUUGUAUAUUCAACCAAUGGUGAAACAUUCUAAAUUUCUGAUUACUUGUAUAAUGUUACAAACACAGGACCUUCCUAUUUGGUGGGUAAAAAAAUUCUUUUAGAGAGUUGAUCCA